AUGAAUUUAAUGAUUAGUAUGCUUUGCAUGGUUCAAAGUCAAUUUAGUUUGCUUUUAUCCUCGAAUAAUCGUUGUAAUAAUGUGUUAUUAGUGCAUUCUCCAUAUAAUAUCACAGAAGAAUAUGUACCUUUUCAUUACAUUAUGCAAAAAACGUUGAUUAUCACGAAUCCAUGUGAUACAGCUAAAUCUGUUCUCGUUCAAAAUCAUACUGUCUAUGUGUUUUAUCCAGGCCAAUCUCAAAGGAAACGCUUAUGCGUCGCACGUCACAUCAUCGAUCAACAAAUUCCAACUGUAAGCUCGAUUGUAUAUCUAAAGAACGACUUGAUUCUAUUGAUCGAUGGUAUAUUGUAUCGAACACAAAAUAUCAUCAGUGCGAUAAAAAAUACAGAUCUAAUUUAUCAAGUCUUACGUUAUCCAAAUGUGCCCAUUUCGUUCGAUAAAAUCAAUCAUAUCUUCACUACACCUUGUUGUGCAUGCCUUCGAAACAGCACUGAUCAUCUUACCAGUCAAGACUUCAAUGAACUAGCUAUACUAGCCGAUACGAAAGGAAACGUGAAUAUUUUUCAUUUUCCAUCAAUGUCUGUCAUAUACAAUGUUCCAAAUAUCUUUCAAUCUCAAUCGAUUUGUCAAUCAAAUCAAUGCAGUAUACUCUAUCUUGGACUUUUUCAUGCUAUUCCGAUGAUCAUGUGUGUUGUCAAAUACGAAACGAAAAAAGCAAUGAUUUAUUAUCAACCGAUCUUCGACUACCAUUCAUCUUUUCAAAACUCUACGAUUGUAAACUUCACCGAUGAUAUUCUAUUCGUUACGCCAACAUCUUUUCCCAAUGCAUACUUUCUUUGGGAUACGAAAACAAUCUAUUACACACCCAACAAUGGACUUACCUUAUCAGAAGUGACAUUGAAUGGUUGUCAAGUCGAUUAUUUAGAUCACAUAACUGAAAAUGACUUGAAAAUCUAUUAUAAGAACCUCGAGAUCGAUUAUGACAACAUAUCUUUAAUAACGAAACAAAUCUUUUGUUUAAACCAAACAACUUUUGAUUAUCUGAUGAUUCUAAAUGCCGAAUUUUACGUGCGAAUCGAUGACAAUCAUUGGUUAUAUGGAAAGGAAUCGUUUUUUCCAUCGAUGACGAAGCUUCCAUCAGAAAUUGAAUGCAUUCCGACGAUGAGUUUGAAUAUUAGUCGAUGUUUAACACACAUUGCUCCAGAACUCGUCGCGUGUUCAUCAUUCGUUCAAUCAUCAUGUUCAUAUCGACGUUUCGAACCUUUAUUUCACAUCGAUCGCAUACACAUUCUGGAGAAGAACAGCCAUGAAGAAUUCCAGUUCAUACUCGAGGCGUAUACAAUCAUUCCGAUAAUGAUUGUGAGUAUCGAAUCCGACUUUUUUCAUUAUUCGAUUGAUUACACCAUUGGUCAUCUUGAAAAUGGAAUCAUCCAAGUGAAAGGAAGAAUGAUCAUUUCCACAACAAAUCAAACGAGUGAUCUCUAUGGCUUGAGUUUAAUGUCAUUUCGUUUGGGUCUUGUUCAACAUGGUUAUUCAUGUACUCAAAUGCCAUCGUUUUCAUUUCAGGUCGAAGCAUCAUGUUCGAUAGACAGCGCAUUACGAAUAACAUCGGAUAACGAAUAUAAACCAUGGGAUGAAUCGAAUCCAAUAAUCGAUACUGAAUGGUAUCCUUUACUUAUAAAUCAGUAUGAAAUGUCACAUAUUAUUCCCCUAGGAUUCGAGAAAAUCUUCCAGAAAACAUCAUCCAUAAGUUUUCUCCAAUCUACAUCAAGAUCAGGCAAAAUGAUUCAGUUCUACUAA
Molecule: messenger RNA, 1800 nt
Organism: Adineta ricciae
Lineage: Eukaryota; Metazoa; Rotifera; Eurotatoria; Adinetida; Adinetidae
Source: the annotation of a GenBank genome assembly